AUGGCGCCGGCCAACAAUGCUUCUAGCGGCGGCAACGAAGGAGAAGCGAGGUACCCGUUGAACGCCGAGUCGUACCGCCUGCUGUGCAAGAUCGGGAGCGGCGUGAACGCGGUGGUGUACAAGGCCGUGUGCCUGCCUCUGGGCUCGUCGGCGUCGGCGGUGGUGGCCAUCAAGGCGAUCGACCUGGAGCGGUCGCGCGCCGACCUCGACGGCGUGCGGCGGGAGGCCAAGGCCAUGGCGCUGCUGUCCCACCGCAACGUGCUCCGCGCGCACUGCUCCUUCACCGUCGGGAGCCACCUGUGGGUGGUGAUGCCCUUCAUGGGCGCCGGCUCGCUGCACUCCAUCCUGUCCCACGGGUUCCCCGGCGGCCUGCCGGAGCCGUGCGUCGCCGUCGUGCUCGCCGAGACGCUCCGCGCGCUGUGCUACCUCCACGGGCAGGGCCGCAUCCACCGCGACAUCAAGGCGGGAAACAUCCUGGUGGACUCGGACGGCGCCGUCAAGCUCGCCGACUUCGGCGUCUCGGCGUGCAUCUACGAGACCAUGGGCAUCAACGCGUCGGCGUCGGCGGCGAACGCGGCGGGGCUGGGGAUCGGCUCGUCGGCGUCCUGCUGCUUCAACGACGUGGCGGGGACGCCGUACUGGAUGGCACCCGAGGUGAUCCACUCCCACGUCGGGUACGGCAUCAAGGCCGACAUCUGGUCGUUCGGCAUCACGGCGCUGGAGCUCGCGCACGGCCGCCCGCCGCUGUCGCACCUGCCGCCGUCCAAGUCGAUGCUGAUGAGGAUCACCAGCCGCGUACGGCUCGAGGAGCAGACCGCCGCCGUGAGUAGCAAGAGCAAGAACAAGUUCUCCCGAGCGUUCAAGGACAUGGUGUCCGCCUGCCUCUGCCAGGAGCCGGCCAAGCGGCCGUCGGCGGAGAAGCUCCUCCGCCACCCGCUCUUCAAGGCAUCCGGCCGUCGCUCCAGGGACUUCCUCGUCCUCAACGUCCUCGCCGCCGUCCCGAGCAUCGAGGAGCGGUGCAGCAAGGACGAAGACGACGCGGGGAAUGAUCUCUGCGGGUGUGUCGGCGGCGGCGCCAGGGGCGACGCCGCACGCUGCGUGUUGCCGUGCCGACGCCACGCCGACGACGGCGGCGGCGGCGUCAAGAACCGACGGAUCAGCGGCUGGAACUUCAACGAGGACAACCUCGAGUUCGAUCCGACGACCGAGGACCCGGCGGCGCGGGCGGAGAAGAGGUGCUUUCCAUUCCAGGACCCUGUGGAGCUGGACGACGACAGUGACUCCACCGGAGAUGGAGAUAGACGGCCGCCGCCGCAUGGGGAUGGCGAUCAAGAUCACGGGAAGGCGGCGGAGGCUAUAGGGUUUAAGGAGCAACAGCAAGUGGUGACUCGGCAGCUGAUGGCCGUCCUGCAGAGCCUGGAGGUGCAAAGGGACAUGGUGACGCACGUUUUGGAACGCACCGCCGCCGGUUGCUUCGAUGUCGUCGACGUCUGUGGUGUGAGCGUGACAGCUCCAGCUCCAAGGGAGGAGGUGGAGAGGGAAGAGAUGUUGCUUGGGUACGUCCGGCAGCUGGAGCACAGGGUGGAAGACCUGAGGAAGGAGGUCGAGGAGGAGAUGGCAUGGAACGCCCGGCUGGAGAAGAUGCUGGACGAGAGAGUUAUCAUUAGCGACGGUGAGAAGAAGUGA
This is a messenger RNA of Miscanthus lutarioriparius, 1686 nucleotides long. NCBI's taxonomy places the organism in Eukaryota, Viridiplantae, Streptophyta, Magnoliopsida, Poales, Poaceae. The record is from the annotation of a GenBank genome assembly.